AUGACAUUCAAAGUCAAAGAUGCGCCUAAGCCCUCCGCCUUCUGUAGACGAGACGCGAUUGAGCACGGAGGCUGCGGCAGGCCGGCAACUCGGCAGCAUGAGUCGCAGAUCACGCAAAUGGCGGCUUGCGAGAGCAUAGCUCGACAAAGGACGAAAUGUGCCACAAUGGGGCUUGCCGGGAAAGUCGGAAGUCGGAUAGCAUCUUCGCAGGCAGAGAACGACCGGCUCCCCGACCUCCUCCUCCUCCUCCUCCCUCGUCUCGGAUGCUGGGCCCCCUGCCCGUCCUGGUCCUCAGGCUGUGAUACUAUGUACAAAAAGGUCAGUCAGUCCCUGCGCGGGAAGCUCGGAGGCUUCUUCGCUGCGUGGCUGAGUCUGUGUCUCUCCAUCUCCACAGCUGGGAGCUGUCAACUCCGCUCACUGGAUCGGAGCGACGGGGCGACAGGCGACGGGCGACAGGCGGCGAACGGUAGCUGAGAAAAAAAGACUGGGCCGUCCUGGGGUCUCGGUCUCCUCACAGGGCCCUGGGAGGCCUCGACACUGUGCCUCGCAAAAGGGCCCUGUCUGGUGCGACGCCACUUGACGUAAAACAUGGCGGCCGCGGAAUACGCGUUUCGGUGAGUGAGGAGGGACGGACGGAGGUAUCAACGUUCGCACUGCCGAUACGUAUCUGGCAUUUUAGGCUCCUGAGGCAGCUAAGCAACUUAACUGCCGCCACAUUCCCCCAUUCUGUCACCCGC
This is a messenger RNA of Ilyonectria robusta, 737 nucleotides long. RefSeq lists its product as uncharacterized. Bases 1 to 474 code for a protein of 157 amino acids. The record is from RefSeq and is a predicted model, not a curated record. The transcript has a single exon. Lineage: Eukaryota; Fungi; Ascomycota; Sordariomycetes; Hypocreales; Nectriaceae.